CUGUUUACGACCUGGAAGGAACUCUCGAACAUGAGCAGCUCCAAAGCAUCUUUGCACUUGGCUCUGCUUGCCCUAUCUUUGACAACGUUUGCCGGGCAGACCGCAGAAGCCCGGCUACAUGUCGUUCCCAGAUCACAGAGGUCCGUCGUCAAGCCCUCCAAAGCCAUCCCUCGCACGCGGACUCCUGCUGCUCGCGCCGCGCCGCUUUUCCCUUCCUUGAGCAACUGCGCCCAGAAGCCAGACUCCACUGCCCUCCGCAUCCAUCUGGAAGCCAACCGAGAUACGCCUUCUUCAACCUGGUGCUUCAGCUUCUACACGGCCGCACCUGCGGCAGCAAAUGUGCCCUGCGGCGCGGCCACCUCCCUGGAGCGUCUUCACAUCUGGGCCUCCCACAGCAGUCGCAGCAACAUCUCCCGGAUGACCCUUCGCACCGAACUCAACGAGCGCGUCUUGCACGGCUCUUGGGUGAGCAAGGGCAGCCGAGAGAGUCCCUUUCGGGACGAACUGGUUUUCAGCAAGUUGAAAUGGACUACGGACUACAUUGAUUCAGUCAACCCUCGUAUUUGCCUCACACUGCGCGGUGGCGCCAGCCUAGAUGAGCUCUGCCAAGGGCCGCAAGUAGCCGCAUCUGAUCCUGUAGACAGUCGCCGGAACAGGAAGACAGACCGUGAAACUGGCCGUGAGGCCUCGGAACGACAUUCUAACGGACAUCCGUCGGCACCAGCUUCGCUCGAACGGCUUCCAGUGGCAGUUAAGAAAGGCGACCAGUUGCUGCCGUACGUGUGGGAUGGGCGACGCAUCACGGCCAUGAGCGAGGCGGCUCUGCAGGACUCGGAUGUGACGACUGGCCGCCUCCGCAACUGGCUCCUGGGCGUCCAGCGGCAGCUGAAGGAGGCCUUCCUACCCGACCCCCGGGACGUAACACCCGACUACUGGGAGUGGCUGAGAUGGAGGUUGACACAGCGCUUCUUCAGCAGCACCAUGCAGAACUUCUCCUUCUCAGCGCUGCUCAUGGCCACCGGGCUGGGGGCCAAGAAGGCUUUUGCCGCCUCCGCCGCCAUCAAUUGGCUGCUAAAAGACGGCGUGUCUCGUAUUGUACGGAUGAGCGUGUCCACGUCAUUCGGUCAAACUUUUGAUGCUGAUCUCAAGCGCAUGCGUUUCAUCACCUCUCUCAUCUUUACAGCCUGCAUGGCGGGGGAGUUCGCCACGCCCUUCUACCCGCAGCACUUUGUGGCGCUGGCGUCCAUCAGCAGCGUGGGCAGGGCAGUGGGUCUGUCUGCCUUCGUCGCCACCCAGCCCGCCUUCCAGGCCGCACUGGCUACCGGGGGCAACCUGGCGGACCUCACAUCCAAGAACCAGGCGCAGCACAUGGUGAUGGACAUGUUGGCUCUGGGGGUGUCCGCAGGUCUGACCUGGUUGUGCCGGGGUAUGCCCCGCGGAGGGCUGCUGCUGCCGGCCGUCAUGUACCCGCUGUGCGCUGCAGGCGACCUAACUUGCAUCUGGCACGAGCUCAAGGCGGUUCAGUUGCGGACACUCAAUCGGGAGAGGGCGGAGAUGUUGAUUGAGAGGUGGAUGAGGAGGGGGGCAGUGCCGGAUGCAGCGGAGAUUAGUGCGGCGGAAAAUUUGAUACUGCCUUCCGACGUGUGGCGAGGACUGCUGCCUCUGAGGAUAGGGCCCCUGGACCGAAUCGCGCCGGCCAACCCGGAGCAGCUCCGAAAACUGCUGAGGGAGUACGACGGCGAGGAAUAUGUGCUGCACGUCGCCGACCGGAGCGGUGCUGCUGCUGCAGGGCCGGCGGUGACAGCCGCCGCUUGCGGCGACGGGAGUGGCGACGGCCGGGGUGUUGGUGGAGGCUGGCGGAUGCCUGACUGGUUCCCUGCAGCACAUUUGCUGGGCAGCAGCAGCGGCGGCGGCGGCGGCGGCGGCGGCGGCGGAGGCGGUGGUGGUGGUGGUGGUGGUGCGGGGCAUCCCGAGCUGCUCGUCUCUUUGAGCGAUCGUGCUACUCCCAGCGACAUCGCCAAGGCCCUUCUGCAUGCGGCCUACCUGCGGAAGGCGGUUCUCGAACAUUGUGUGGACCAGCCGUCCGAGACCCACUACCACCAUCACAAACAGCUGCACCACCACAACCACAACCAGCACCAUAUCCACAACCACCACAGCCUACACAGCCUUCACAACCACAAUCACAACCACCAGCAACACAAACAAGAACAACACCAACAGCAACAUGCGUCCCUUGAGAGCUCAGCGCAACCGCCUUCCCAGCAGUGCCCCAAAAACCUCCUCCCGCUCCACCACCACCACCAUAACAACAACAACAACAACAACAACCACCUUGGCGACCGUCAUGAGCGUGAUCAGAACAUUGCGCUCCUCUCCUCAUCUGAUGUGGCCCCCGAGCGCGACUCGGGAAGCGACCGAACUGCCAUUAACCACUACAACCGCCAUAACAGUCGCAACGGAAACCACAGCGGAAUCCAGCAGCUGCUGUUACAGCGUCAGAAGCAGGCACACGAACGCUGCGCUGCAACGGGCGACGGUGGUGAGGGUGACGGCAGCGGUGUUGGUGGCGCCAGCGGCUGCAGCUCCGUCCUGGGUCACACCCACGACCACAUGCACUGGGACACCCGCCACCACAUGCCUUACCACCACACCCACUAUCACACCCAUACAAUCCAACCAGCCCACCCCCACCCAUCCGCGCACGCGCACGCACACGGGGAGCCCAGCACAGGCAACGGCAGCGGGUACGUCGCGCGCACGGCCAGCCUCAGCAUAAGCCAAGGCCACGGCGGUGGCAAUGGGAAUAGCAAUACCAGUGGGGCCUUACACGGAAAUAGCAGUGGGGGGCAAGUCGGCGGCGGCGGCGCUUGCUGUACGGCUACGCCGGGGCCUGGGGAGGGCGGGCCCCGUCACGACCACCAUCCGUUUGAUCCAUGUCGCGGCAAUAGCAGCAGCAGUUGUAGCAGCAUUAAUAAAGGCAGCUGUAGAAGCGACGCUGGGGCCUGUGGCGGGGCCGCUCCGAAACCACGGUGGAACAUGAUGGACGCGGGGGUGUGGUCGGCACUUAUUCAAUCCAGUCGUCGAGAAGCGGACCGGAAUCUGCCUCGAUUGCUGCGGGAAGCGGAACAGGCGGGCUGGAAGCUCAAGCCCUUCAUGCUCAACACCACAGAACGAGUCCAGUUCGUCAGGUUGUGA
Molecule: messenger RNA, 3198 nt
Organism: Volvox carteri f. nagariensis
Lineage: Eukaryota; Viridiplantae; Chlorophyta; Chlorophyceae; Chlamydomonadales; Volvocaceae
Exons: 17
Coding region: 31-3198 (1055 amino acids)
Source: RefSeq, a predicted model, not a curated record